AUGUAUCUCAUAACAACUUUGCUGCCUGCUCAAAUUGAUCAGCCACUUAUUAAUCGAAUUCUGCCAAAAGAACUUAUCCUUAGGAUUUUUUCAUUUUUGGAUAUUCCGGCUUUGUGCCGUUGUGCCCAAACAUGUCGGCAUUGGAAUCUUUUGGCGCUUGAUGGCAGUAACUGGCAGCAAGUUGAUCUCUUUCAGUUUCAAAAAGAUAUUAAAACUCCAGUAAUAGAAAACUUGGCUAGACGAUGUGGUGGUUUCCUGAAGAAGUUAAGCUUACGUGGAUGUGAAAAUGUGCAAGAAAAUGCACUUCGUUCAUUCACAUUAAAAUGCCCAAAUAUCGAACAUCUUUCCUUGACUUGUGAAUAUUUAGGACGAAAUUGUCAUCGACUAGUAUGGCUUGAUUUGGAAAAUUGUAUUGCAAUAACUGAUAAAUCUCUUGAUGCAAUAAGCCAGGGCUGUAAAAAUUUGGAAUAUCUGAACAUUAGCUGGUGUGAAAAUAUACAAGAUCAAGGUGUUCAAACAAUUCUGCAAGGUUGUGCUAAGCUCAACACGUUAAUUUGUCGUGGAUGUGAAGGAUUAACGGAAAGUGUUUUCACGGAAAUGCGUAGUUUUUGUGCGGGAUUACGGACGCUUAAUUUGCUUGGUUGUUUUGUUACCGAUGAAACGGUAGCUGAUCUUGCAGCUGGCUGUGCACAAUUAGAAUACCUUUGCUUGUCUUCUUGUAGCCAGAUAACGGACCAAGCUUUGAUUUCUUUGGCUAAUGGAUGCCACAGAUUAAAAGAUCUCGAACUUGCGGGUUGUUCACUACUAACUGAUCAAGGCUUCGGCAUUUUAGCCAAGAAUUGUCAUGAACUUGAAAGGAUGGAUCUAGAAGAUUGUUCUUUACUGACUGACAAUACGCUAGACAAUUUCAGCAAGGGAUGUCCAUGUCUUCUUAAUUUGAGUCUUUCACACUGCGAACUCAUUACUGAUGGUGGUUUAAGGCAACUUUGUUUGAAUCACCAUUUGAAAGAGCGAAUUCAAGUUCUGGAAUUGGAUAACUGCCCUCAGAUAACCGACAUCAGUCUCGAUUAUAUGAGACAAGUGCGCAGCUUGCAGCGAGUUGAUUUGUAUGACUGUCAAAAUAUUACCAAAGAUGCUAUCAAGCGUUUUAAGAAUCUAAAUCCUGACGUUGAAGUUCACGCUUACUUUGCACCUACAACCCCACCUGCAUCAAGACAGCCAAGUCGAAAUGCUGUAUGCCGUUGUUGUACAAUCUUGUAA
Molecule: messenger RNA, 1260 nt
Organism: Thelazia callipaeda (thelaziosis nematode)
Lineage: Eukaryota; Metazoa; Nematoda; Chromadorea; Rhabditida; Thelaziidae
Source: the annotation of a GenBank genome assembly